Messenger RNA from Diprion similis, 2767 nucleotides. RefSeq names its product 5-hydroxytryptamine receptor 1-like (gene 5-HT7). The transcript has 7 exons. Gene Ontology annotation, biological process: adenylate cyclase-activating adrenergic receptor signaling pathway. NCBI's taxonomy places the organism in Eukaryota, Metazoa, Arthropoda, Insecta, Hymenoptera, Diprionidae. Gene Ontology annotation, cellular component: plasma membrane. The record is from RefSeq and is a predicted model, not a curated record. The coding region runs from base 861 to 2384 and encodes 507 amino acids. Gene Ontology annotation, molecular function: G protein-coupled acetylcholine receptor activity.
CGGCGAUUGUUUUUCUACCGGCGUAAUCAGUCGACGAGUGUUAGUCGCGAUGUGCAGUGAGCUAGUUCCAUCUGGUGAUUAUGGUGCUACGGCUGUGGCGUCGAUAACAUCGACUGUUGUUAGGGUGGACCUCACAGGCCUGAAACAACGAGCCGCAUCCUGUUCCCGGGAUCCAAAGGAGCAAAGGACGACGGACUCGAGGCUGUUUUUUCAAAUUAAACGUCGCCGCGUUGGCUCAGUUUAUAUUUCGGAAAAUCGUAUUUCUUACGCUAACGGCGGCAUCCCUGAGUGUCGAAAAUACGCGGUUCGUUCUUUUAGAUUGAUUUCAGACGAAAAGAUAUCGUCGCCAAAGAUGCGGCUGUUCGUUAAGAUUUUCCCAAACGAAAUCCGCACGUCUGGAUAUUUCAGCCGUUCGAUUAAUCUGAGUCGUUUACUUUCGUGACUAAUUCGGGUGAUAAAAGGAUUUUCAAAAUUUUCACUCUUUCGUAAGAUGUAAAUAAAUAAAAAAACAAGAUACGCCGGGUGUUUUUAGUUUUGAUUAGUUUAGUUGGAGAAAUCGAAUCAGUGAAUUAGUUUGAAAGAUUAAAAAAAAAAAAAUCGGUUUUCGUAUCGCGCACAAAUUUUUUAGGGGAUUUUUAACCCUUCGAGGAAACUCGAUUUUCCCGAGUGCAGCGAGCUCAGGCACGAGAUCGUCGACGGUGACGUGAUUUUAUCAGAAAAAAACCGAGUUGUUAACGGAAGUUCGGCGAACGCUGAUCGCCGAGGAAGAACUCGGUUCUGAGAUGGGCACGAUCACAACCCUCAACAUAAUUCCGCCAUGGUAUUCGAUGCACCGGAUGUCCGGGUAGGCAAAUCUUCGCAUGGCGGGGACCAGCGAAAAUUGCAACGUCACGUGGCAUCCACACUUGUCUGCAUCUACACCUGCAAACGAAGUCCACGAACAAUUUUUCGGAGACUUUCCCGGCAAGGAUUCACCCUAUACUACCCUGCAGCGUGUUAUUAUGUUUCAGGCGAUAGUGCUUGCCUUGGUUCUAGGAAGCAUAAUCAUCGGCACAGUGAUAGGAAAUAUUCUAGUCUGCGUGGCGGUUUUCCUCGUUAAGAAACUCCGUCGGCCCUGCAAUUACCUUCUGGUCAGCCUGGCUGUGAGCGACAUUUGCGUGGCCUUACUCGUGAUGCCGAUGGCGUUGCUCUACGAAAUACUUGGAAGCUGGCCCUUCGGCUCGACGAUAUGUGAUCUCUGGGUCAGCUUCGACGUCCUUAGCUGCGCCGCGAGCAUAUUGAACCUCUGCGUCAUAUCCGUCGACAGGUACAACGCCAUUACGAAACCGCUCGAGUACGGCGUCAAGAGGACCCCGAAGAGGAUGGUCUUGUGGGUCAGUUUCGUCUGGCUCGGGGCGGCCUGUAUCAGCUUGCCACCCCUGCUCAUCAUGGGGAACGAGCACACCCCUUCCGAAACCGGGGCCAAGCAGUGCGCCGUUUGUCAGAACUUCUUUUAUCAGAUAUACGCGACUCUGGCCAGCUUCUACAUACCGCUGAUCGUGAUGAUCGUCGUUUACUACAAAAUCUUCUGCGCGGCGAGGAAGAUUGUCCUGGAAGAGAGACGGGCCCAGAAUCACCUGGAGGCGCACUGCUACCUGGAUAUCGAACCGGCUUCUCAACCCACGGCCAUAGCUAAUCGCCAACUCAUCUCCGACGUUCACGCCUCCCAUGGCAGCCCUCCCUGCAAGCAGCACCGAAGCUCCAGCGGGUCAACCACGUGCAGCAGCAAUGCGGUUAGAUGCUUCGCCGGAGGACCAAGAAGAAGCAACGAGUCCCAAUGUCCGAUGUUGCAGAAGGUCGAGAAGCACACCUCGUCGGGAGCGGCGUCGAUGCCGAUGGCGACAAAGUCGACGAUGAUUCGUAACCACUUGAACAGCACGUGCAGCGUGACUAAUUCGCCACAUCGUAAAAAGCUGCGCUUCCAAUUGGCCAAGGAACGCAAGGCGAGCACCACGUUGGGGAUAAUAAUGAGCGCUUUCACCGUCUGUUGGCUCCCGUUUUUCGUCCUGGCAUUGGUCAGGCCGUUCCUCAACAAGUCCAACGCCAUUCCGAACGCGCUUUCGAGUCUCUUUCUCUGGUUGGGCUACUGCAACAGCCUUCUGAACCCAAUAAUUUACGCGACCCUGAACAGGGACUUCCGGAAGCCCUUUAGGGAGAUACUGUACUUCCGUUGUGGGAACUUGAACCACAUGAUGAGGGAGGAGUUCUACCAGAGCCAGUAUGGUGACCCCGUUAACAACCAUGUGACUAGGGCUUGCGACAUGGAGGGUGGUGGACGUCUGGAAAGCCACGGCGUCGAGGCGCUCGACGUUGCUUCCAACCCGGCAAACGAGAGCUUCCUAUGAUCCACGUGGAACGCUUUGUCGAUAUACGAGCUGAGCGAUGCCGUGAGAGAUAACAACGAGGAUUAGCCGCGUGAUUUUUGCGGCCCAGAACACGUGGCCGAACACCUUAUUCGGGAUGGAUGAAUAAUCCUUUUCGAUGAGGAGGACGCUGAUGAUGAUGAUGAUGGUCCCUUUGGAUGAUGGGGUCUGCGAAGGAAAUUGCGGAUUCUGACUAGAUACAAAAAUGAACAAACAAGAAGAAUAAGAAUAAGAAUAAGAAGAAGAAUAUGAGAAGCGGGAAAAAAAUUGUGAGGAAAUUGUGAAAAAUGAAGGUAUGCCGAACGGCUGUGAUGUUCAGGCGGCUUGUCAAUAAGAAGAUGGAUGACCGACGCCCCUGGCGCCGG